AUGGUCCGCCAAUCUGCAUCUGCAGCUGCCCUUUCAGGCACCCCCCCUCUAAAUGGCCCCCCAUUCAAUGCUCCGUUGGACGCUCCUCUUUACGCCCCCGUAAGUGCCCCUGCGGACUCGCACUCCCUGCUGCUCACGGUGCUGCGUGCCAACCUCUCUCGUGCCGACCUCCUGUCAAGCACCCACGGCGACGGCAGCAGCACCAUCAGCAGCACCAGCUGCAGCAACAGCAACGCUGGUAACCGCUCGGGAAAAGAUACUAGGAAUACCGCUGGUAACCACGGUUGGAGCAGCGGCGCUGUGGGCGUGGGGAAUAAUGCUGAGAACCACAACUGGAGCAGCGAGAGGAACGACAGCUGGCGAGCCGUGGCGGGCGGCGGCGGUGGUGAUAACUAUGGGAGACCUAUGAGCAGAAGCAGCAGCGCGAGUGGGCAGGGGCAGCAAGAGCAGCAGCAGCAGCAGCAGCAGCAGCAGCAGCAGCAGCAGCAGCAGCAGCAGCAGCAGCAACUGCAGCAGCAGCUGCCUAUGGUGCUUCAGAUAAGGCCCGAAGCUCCGGUCCAAGGGUGUGUUCAGUCUGCACGGCAAGUGCAUGUUCAGUAUCCAGUGCAAGCGAAGCCAGAGGCUGUUGUGAUGGAGAUGCCAGCACGGAUUCAGGCCUCUCAACUAGCGAUGCAACCAUUACCUUCUUUCACCACUCCUCCUGGCACUCCUCCGCUCACCUCUCCACCUGCCACUAUGGGUGCUUUUCCGAACGGCACUGCCUCCGCUAGUGUGCAUCGUCCCGUUGCCUCUCUCCCUCCCAUCCCCAACCACUUCCCGAACCUCGUCCCGAACCACGAGCAUCAUGAAGUCAGUGCUGCUGCGCACCUGCACCAGUUCCACCUUCCCCAGAUGCCACCUGCUCAGGCACCUCAGGCUGCUGAUAUCCAUGCCAGCAUGAGUCACACCCCCGAUUUCAUGGGUAUGGCGUGCAAUGAUGUGUGUGCCAGUCUGAGCCCCGUGGUUCCAACCACUGCUGCCGCGGCUUCUGCUGUUACGAUGCAUACCCCGGGAGUGCAAUGCACGCGCACGCUGUGCAUGGGGCUUGACGGCUUGAGCGGCAUGGGCGGCAUGGGUGGUGUGGGCGGCGUGGGCGGCAGCGGCAUGGGGGAGGCGGCAGCGUGGCUGGCAGAGCAGGGAGGGUUGGAGGCGCUUGAUUGGUUGCCAGACCUGUCAGGGUAG
Closterium sp. Naga37s-1 is the source of this 1221-nucleotide messenger RNA. The record is from the annotation of a GenBank genome assembly. NCBI's taxonomy places the organism in Eukaryota, Viridiplantae, Streptophyta, Zygnematophyceae, Desmidiales, Closteriaceae.